This is a messenger RNA of Hemiscyllium ocellatum (epaulette shark), 2538 nucleotides long. It is a transcript of the gene hoxb3a, whose product is annotated as homeobox B3a. The transcript has 3 exons. Gene Ontology annotation, cellular component: nucleus. The record is from RefSeq and is a predicted model, not a curated record. Gene Ontology annotation, molecular function: DNA-binding transcription factor activity, RNA polymerase II-specific; RNA polymerase II cis-regulatory region sequence-specific DNA binding. Lineage: Eukaryota; Metazoa; Chordata; Chondrichthyes; Orectolobiformes; Hemiscylliidae. Bases 427 to 1611 code for a protein of 394 amino acids. Gene Ontology annotation, biological process: regulation of transcription by RNA polymerase II.
UUCCUUUCUAGUUCACUCUGCCCUGUAAAGCUGAGAAACCAUUGUUAUCUGUGAGUAGGGCGUACCAGUCUAGGGCUCAAUAAUAUCAGGGCUGUCCAUUCAAGCCUUGAGCUUUCUACAGUUCUUUGAAGCUGUACCAUCUCGCCUUUCUUUGCCGUUACCUUCAACGGGUGAAUUUCAGCGCCAUAACCAGCUGUUUUAUCCUUCCUUUUGUAUAUGUAUAUAAAAGAAUUUGGAAACUCCUGCUUAUCGAUUGCGUGGUGAAUCUGAAAUAUUAUGUCUUGCUCUGCUUCUAUCGUCAGUGGCUAAGGUCAACUGCCAGGAGGCUAUUGGAAGAAAACGUCACGUGAAUCGGGGUGCCAAUGUUAUUCGAUAAGGGUGACAGGACCCUGACAGUUUGUGAAAUAAAUAUUGGGAAACUGCGAGAUGCAAAAAACGACAUACUACGACAACUGUACGCUAUUCAGUGGAUACACAUACCAGGGAGCAAAUGGCUUCAGCUACGAAGUGGCGCAGGAACCCUAUCCACCAUCUUCUCACGUUGAAAGUGAUUUUCAGAGGUCGGCCUGUUCCCUUCAGCCAGCUGGCACUAGUGUUCCGCAUCCCAAAUCUAAAGACAUCAAUGGGAGCUGCAUGCGUUCGAACCUCCCCGAGCACCGCCAACCUCCACCUGUCUCACCUCCCCAAAACCCCAGCAGCAACUCGACACAACCAGGCACCAGCAAGACUCUGCCCAAGUCUUCCCACACGUCCACUCCCAGCCUCACCAAGCAGAUAUUCCCGUGGAUGAAAGAGUCACGGCAAAACUCCAAGCAAAAAAAUAACAACUGUCCCAGUACAGCUGAAAAUGUCAGUGGGGACAAAAGCCCGCCGGGUUCUGCCUCGAAGCGAGCGCGCACUGCCUAUACCAGCGCGCAGUUGGUGGAGCUGGAGAAAGAAUUCCAUUUUAACCGUUACCUUUGCAGACCUCGCCGAGUCGAGAUGGCGAACCUGCUGAACCUCAGUGAACGACAGAUCAAGAUCUGGUUUCAGAACCGCCGAAUGAAGUACAAAAAGGAUCAAAAAACGAAAGGCAUGGUGAGUUCUUCCGGAGGACAAUCGCCCACGGGAAGUCCCCCGCUCCCCGUCCAGGCCCCUACCGGAUUUGUCAACGCCAUGCAUCCGCUUGCGAACAACUCUGCCUAUGACGCCCCUUCACCGCCGCCUUUCAAUAAACCUCAUCAGAACGCUUAUGCUAUGACCACAAGUUACCAAAACCCGAUGAAAGGUUGCCCAUCUCAGCAACAGAAAAGAUAUCCUGGGACAGCUCCUGAAUACGAGCCCCAUUCGCUACAGGGGAAUGGCAAUUAUGGGACACCAAAUUUGCAGGGUAGCCCUGUAUACGUUGGCGGGAACUACGUGGAUUCUAUGUCCGCUUCGGGGCCCUCUCUCUUCGGCCUCAAUCACCUUUCUCACCCUGCAUCUUCAAACAUGGACUACAAUGGUGCUGCUCAGAUGACUCCCAAUCAGCACCAUGGACCUUGUGACCCACAUCCAACCUACACAGACCUUACAUCUCAUCAUCCUUCUCAGGGAAGAAUUCAGGAAGCUCCAAAGCUGACCCAUCUGUAGCAGGCCCAAGCAGGAAGCUUUACUGAACAGAAGUAAACAAGUCACCCUUUCCUUUUCUCAUGAUAGGUUUUUGACCCAUUCCCUAUUGAAGUCUUCUCAACCAUGUAUGCUAACUUGUAUUAAUAUAUGUUGCUUAUAUUGUCCCUUUACAGAACUAACCCCUCCUAUAUAGAGGAUACCUACUGCAUUCCACAGUCCCUGCUCCCCACCCCACCCUUUCCAUCCUCCCCUCUCCAUUACAAUCUUUAGGGUUCUUAAACUUUAUAAUGCAAAAUCUUAAAGAUUGUACAUUUGUUUUUUGGACUCAACGUGAAACAGGGUAAAUGAACAAAUCUUCUGUCCUUUGAAAAAAAGCAAAAGUGAAGACAUUUUGGGUAUUUGCUGAUGCUGAAUUUCCUUUGGACACCUGUAUUGCACUUAUUGUUUACAUUUCAAUGGGUGAAACAACUCAUAAGAGGCAAGCAAUUCCAACCCAGCCUUGAAGGAAUCUUAAAAUUGAGUAGCUGGUGCGUCUUUCAAUAUGUGUCUAUUCUGGUGAACAUGCAGAUAUAUUUAUUGAUUAUGCCAGGAAAAUAUUUCUUCUUUUUUGUAUUAUUUAUCCCCAACAAUACGUAUUUAUAUAAAAAAAUAAAAAUGUACUUUUUAGUAUUUACCUGUCCACGCAGUUGUAUUCAUGUCACUGUAAACAAGUUUAUUUUAGUUAAUGUAAACUAGAACAAGAAUGUAGUUUUCUGCUACCAUUGUACCUACAAAUAAUGUAGUUAUAUUGAAGGCAUGGGAACAGAAUCGGGCAGUAAUUGUAUAGUCAUGAUUUAGAAAAAUAUAGCAAAUCCUCUUUUUCUGACACUCCUUGCCUUCUUCGUAGUUAUUUUCCUUGCUAAGAGUUGUCUGUCAAACAAUUCUGGAAUAAAUCUCCUGUUAACAGAA